AGCCCUCAUCACAAAGCGGCGGGGCUCAGGGUAAGGAGGAGGAGGAGGAGGAGUGCAGCAGGGAGCGGAUGAGUGACUUCGGGACACUUCUGGAGGACUUACAAGUCGUUGCGUCUUUUUUUGCGGACAUGUUGAAGUUUGGAACAAGUUUGCUCGUCUUUGUGGUUUCUUAACGACACAUAGACGACCUGAAGCGAGCGGACCUGAACAUGACCGGCUCCGUGCAGCCCUCCUCGAUGAGCUGCUGCUCACUUUGUGGCGCCUCGGUCGCUCCGAGCCACCAACUGAGACAUGAUAACAAUCCAGGAGAAACGCGGUUUUUACGCAGCGUCGUGGAGUUACAGAAGUCCAUAUGAAGUUGGACCGUGUUGAUAUUCAUUCUUCCUGGAAAUGGCAGGUCGUGCCAUUUUGAUGGAGCGGGCAGCGGUGUUGAUCUGCAGCGUGUUCAUCCUGACCGUCGGUCUCUGUGUCGGAUCUCCCAGCCACAGCCGCCGGCUGGUCUGCUGGAAAGCCAUCCUCAAAUGCCACGGAGAGCCGGAGUGCCAUUACGCGUAUGACCAGUACCUCUACGCCUGCGCUUCUGUCCUCAACGGGCAGCGCAAGAAGUGCCCCAGCCACUGCAUAUCCUCCCUGAUCCAGCUCAACCUCACCCAGAGCGGUCCGGCUCUGGAGGACUGCGACUGCGCCCUGGACCCGGUGUGCCGGGGCACCAAGCAAGCCAUCGAGCCGUGCCUGCCCCGGACCAGCACCCUGGGCUGCACCGAGGCCCGGCGGCAGUGCGAGACGGACCCGGCCUGCAGCUCCGCCAUGAGGGACUAUUUAUUUCACUGUCGGAAACUUUUCGGAGGGGAGAGGUGCACGGACGGCUGCCGCAGGGUGAUCGCCAACAUGCGCUCCAUAUCCAAGGCGCAGCAGCUGGACACAUGCGUGUGCGACGGCGCGGAGAGGAACAUCUGCGAGUACAUAAAGGUCAGCAUGGAAACUUUCUGCUACGACCCCGACGACAGGUUCGCGGGAAGCGGCUUCUCGGACACUGAGGACGAUUCAGAGGACGAUUACACGGACCAGGGGGAUUAUCAAUAUGUGGAAAACUCCGGCGACUCCACACCGUGUCGGAGUGUGCUGCGAGUCCUGACCACCAUCUUGGUUUUAACCACAUUAUUGUGAAAAGCUGCUGCCAUCCAUCCAGGGCAACUAUACAGUCAGUGGUGUUGUUCUUCGUGAAGUCAACUCACCUCUCUGGCAUCUGCUUUGUUGGAACCAGACACUUUUGUCAAUAAACUUAAAACAAGGUUGUUCAAUUCUACAUAUCUGCUCAAAUUUAUAUAAUUCAAGACAUUUGCUGUUUUAAAUGUCAGAAUCAUGCAAGAUGACAGUUUGUGGGUUAUAGCACAAGAAGCCUUGUUGUAUUAUCAGCUGCAAAUUCAAAAAUGUUAGUCAUCUUGUAAAGUUGGAGGAGCCUAUUUUUGUAUGUAGUCAAUAUAAGGAUAUAUUGUACAGUAUAUUGUGUAAAAUUAUUUUUGGUCAAAAGUGUUUGUAUAUGUGAUUUAAGAUUUGCACUGUAGGCGAAGAGCCGAGUCCCAGCCUUACUGCAUUAUAACCACAGAGGGAGGGGGAAAUGAUUUGUGUAAAAGUGCCUAAAAGUCUUAAUGUUGGUUUUUUAUUCACCAUUAAGUGACCGGCUGUGAAAGCAGCUCUCUCCACAACCCAUUCAUUAAAUAACCAAAGGUGACGUGCAGCCAGUAAAACCCUGUGGAUAUCUUCCAUCUGGAUAAAAGAAGCUCUUGAGGGGCAUUGACUUGACCUUGUAAACAUUGGUGUUUGCAGAAGGUAUUAUCUGUUUGUUCCUGGAAACUGUUCAAACGUGAGAGAAAGGUAUAAACUCCUCCUCUCGGGGAUUUGCAGCCCAAAUGGAGCCCAGAAGCUUUUGGUAACUUUCUUUAUCUUCACCCUGUGUGUCUGUUAGAAGUCGUCACUCAGACACACUGAGAAAAAAGAAGACGCCUGUGUUCUUGUGAGCUGAGAUGUUAUGUGGCCCAUUAUGAAGACACUCCUCUGAAUGUACGUGCACAUUAAAUAAAUACAUUUUAAAAUCA
Hippoglossus stenolepis (Pacific halibut) is the source of this 2096-nucleotide messenger RNA. RefSeq names its product growth arrest-specific 1b (gene gas1b). The record is from RefSeq and is a predicted model, not a curated record. NCBI's taxonomy places the organism in Eukaryota, Metazoa, Chordata, Actinopteri, Pleuronectiformes, Pleuronectidae. Gene Ontology annotation, biological process: regulation of cell cycle. Bases 391 to 1167 code for a protein of 258 amino acids. The transcript has a single exon.